Colletotrichum abscissum is the source of this 276-nucleotide messenger RNA. RefSeq lists its product as uncharacterized. NCBI's taxonomy places the organism in Eukaryota, Fungi, Ascomycota, Sordariomycetes, Glomerellales, Glomerellaceae. The transcript has 2 exons. The record is from RefSeq and is a predicted model, not a curated record. Bases 1 to 276 code for a protein of 91 amino acids.
AUGUCUUCCGAAGCCCCCACCGGAGAUGUUCAGGACAACGAGUACGUGUCCCGCCAGGGUGACCGUGAGCCCAUCAGUGUCCUCGGCGACGAUGCUAAAGUCGAGGACCCUAUUGAUGCUGAGACUGCCAACUCCGAUGCUCAGCUAGAGCGUGAUGAUAAGGAGGCCAUCGAUAAGAGCAACAUCGUGGAAGGUCGUACCCGGGGUGCUAAGCCUACUGGCGAAUACCGCGAGCCCGGUGACACCGAGGGGUUGGAGGAUAAGCGUCUUGAGUAA